AUGAGCGGCAUCAAGUUAAAGCUUAACACCGGUAUCCCCAGAGAUCCAUCCCUGGCCACACCCUCCGCAACUCCAGGCGCUGGCCCACCUCCAACACCCAGAAGUUCUACUCCAGGAGGCCCGAAACUCAAGUUGAUCGCCAAAUCAACGCCUUCAACUCCCGCCCCCAUCAUCGAAGAUGUCCCCAAGCCCAAAAAGACCAAAGCAGGCCGAGCGUCCAAACCAAGCGCCAAGCUCCUCGAAAGCAAGAAGCGCGCCCCCAAAGAUAUCGACUCGGAAAGCGACAAUGAAGGCUCCACAAUAGCAGUCCAAGCCCCUGCAGCAAAGCGAGUAAAGCUCAGUUUCGGUCCCAAAACACCUGCUGCUGCGCCGACGCCUGUUCACAUCAAGCCAAAGUUGAAGGGCAAGCCGCCGAAGCACCCUCCUGGAGAGGGUUAUGAUUCAGAAGCCAGCGACCGCGAACUGGACCCUACGAUCGAGGAAGAGUUCGUGCUACGCAUGUUCCCCGGUGACGACUGCGAGUACCUGCGCGAAGCGAUAGUGAAUAAGAAGAUUGGUCUGCCGCUGAGUCAAGGGGGCGCGGAUGUACAAAUGAAAUUCUACGAAGCUAAUGGACGGCGAGCAUCAGUCAAUAUCAGGGGGCAUCUCUAUGCUGCUGCGCUGGUGGAUUUACCGUGUAUUGUGGAGGGCAUGAAGAGUUGGGAUAAGAGGGGAUGGUGGAAGAGUGCAGAUAUUUGCCAGAUGUUAUGGGUGUUUGCGCCCAUUGCAAAAGAGGAUGAGGCGAAGACUAUUCCGUUGCCUAAGAUUAUUGAUCCGAAAACCUUUCAGUAUCCUCAUGGGCUGACUCCGCCUAUGCAUUAUGCCCGCAAACGCAGAUUCAGAAAACGUAUUAGUAGAACGGCAAUCGAAGCUGUGGAGGCGGAGGUGGACAGGCUGAUGGAGGAAGAUAAGGCGGCCGUUACAUCAAAGUGGGAAAUGUUUGAUGUGGAAGAGGAGAGCAGGCGGGAGAGUGCUUUUAGUCCCGAGAGCAGUCCUGAUGGAUACGAGGAUGGACAGGGACAAUAUUCCGAGGACGACGAUGCCGAGGGCGAGGUUGAUGAUAUGCCUGGCUACUUUGGUCAAGAUCAUCACGCUAAUGGGGCAGCGGAUGAGGACAUGGAUGCAGAACUGGAGGCCGAGCUGGAGGCAGCUAUGCAAGCUGAGAAUCUUGAAGCCGCGACUCCAAUGUCUACGAAUGAAGGUGCUACUCUCAAUGGGGGGACUCCAGGUCGUGCCGAGGAAGAUAGUGGAGAUGAGUCAGUGGAGGAUGAAGAUGCGGAUGACGAAGCCGACUCGGAGGGAGGUAUUGAUGAAGAAACCAGGGCCAAGCUUGCGCAGAUCCAAGGCAUGAGGGAAGAUAUCGUGGAUCUGGAGAAGCAGAUUGAGAACGUGCAGGCUCAGCUAGCGGCCCAGACUAAUAUGCUCUUAAAGAAGCGAUUAGAGGAUAACGUUAGGAAGCUGAAGGCUGAAUUACAAUUGAAGAAGUCUUCUAUUGGAGAGGGGAAUGGGGAUGAGGAUGACUAG
Molecule: messenger RNA, 1563 nt
Organism: Lachnellula hyalina
Lineage: Eukaryota; Fungi; Ascomycota; Leotiomycetes; Helotiales; Lachnaceae
Gene: taf7
Product: Transcription initiation factor TFIID subunit
Exons: 1
Coding region: 1-1563 (520 amino acids)
Biological process (GO): transcription initiation at RNA polymerase II promoter; RNA polymerase II preinitiation complex assembly
Cellular component (GO): transcription factor TFIID complex
Molecular function (GO): RNA polymerase II general transcription initiation factor activity
Source: RefSeq, a predicted model, not a curated record